AUGUCUCGCAAAGUAACCUACGCGCCGGAGAAUCUUCCAGCGAAGAACAACAACAGCGAGGCCUUCGCUGUGUGCCACAUCUACGCGGGCAAGAACGACACAUUCAUCCAUGUGACCGACCUCUCGGGCCGCGAGACCAUUGGCCGUGUGUCAGGUGGAAUGAAGGUGAAGCGCCACUGUGAUGAGCCAUCGGCAUACGCUGCAAUGCAGGCCACCCAGGAUCUUAUCGAGAUCAUUACCGACCGCGGUAUAACCGCCGUGCACAUCAAGAUCCGCGCCGACGGCGGCACGGGCAAGCGCGUCUAUGGCCAGGGCGGCAGUGCUGCCAUCCGCGCCCUUGUGCGCGGUGGGAUCAAGAUAGGGCGUAUAGAAGACUCCACCCCGAUACCUACAGAUCGCACGCGCCACAAGGGUGGUCGCCGCGGUCGCCGUCUGUAA
Molecule: messenger RNA, 438 nt
Organism: Giardia duodenalis
Lineage: Eukaryota; Fornicata; Diplomonadida; Hexamitidae
Product: Ribosomal protein S14
Exons: 1
Coding region: 1-438 (145 amino acids)
Biological process (GO): translation; ribosomal small subunit assembly; maturation of SSU-rRNA from tricistronic rRNA transcript (SSU-rRNA, 5.8S rRNA, LSU-rRNA)
Cellular component (GO): cytosolic small ribosomal subunit; ribosome
Molecular function (GO): structural constituent of ribosome; small ribosomal subunit rRNA binding; mRNA 5'-UTR binding
Source: RefSeq, a predicted model, not a curated record